UGAUUUUUUGUUACCUGGUGUAACCAUAUAUAUGACAAGAAGGGUUGUGAAGGUAAUAAAAAUAUAAAUCGUUAUCACCUGUGUCUUUUAUUCUAAGAAUCGAGAUUUUACGGACAAUGAAACUGAAAGCUGAUGAAUCACUAAGUUCAUACUAGUACAGAUAACAAAGACCAAGUUACGUUUAAUAACGAAGUCACCCACAUUAGAUUCAUUACUAAGAUAUUUGACAUCAAUGGAGUAAGAACGGAAUUAGAAUACAAAAUAAAGAAGAAAUGUUUGUUCUUUUAUAUCAGCGAAUACCUUUCGGGCUGAACAUUGUUUUUGGACCUUUAGUAUCAUAUUUGGCUAUUUUGAUGAACAUAAUUGUCUGUUGGACACUUACUUCGAAAAAACUUAUAUCAACAUCGACAGUACUCAUGCAGGGAUUAGCACUUGCCGAUGGUCUCACUGCCUUUUUUCUUUAUGGCAUUGAACCUAUUUUCGCCCCGUUUUACAGAUAUAUUACAAGCAAAGUUGUUGAUUUACCACCCCCGUAUUGUAUCAUACACUACUGGACCACACCAAUGGCUGAUAAUUUUCAUUUGACGUCUGUACUGCUAACAACGUGUCUAGGUUUACAGAAAAUGAUCGCCAUUGCGUUUCCAAUAUGGGCUCGUUCAAACAUGUCGCCAAAGAUAUCUGCAAUAGUAUGCUGUGUAUGUUUCUUUUUUUCACUCUCAAUACAUCUACCUCGAGCAUUAUUGGUUCAGUUCGGUGAAGCACAAAACGAUAUAUGUAAAAUGCUAAAGCCAACAGAAGAAUUAGAAAGUUACGCCCUGACAUCGUACCCACUCCUCUACACUGUGUUGUUGGCAUUAGCAGUGGCAGCUAUGUUAACUUCUACUGUCUAUAUAACGUAUAAACUAUUUAAGCGGAAACAACUGAGAGGAAAGAAUACAUUUUCAAAAUACGAAAGAAAUUCCUGUAUACUGAUCCUUUGUGUACUUGUAGUUUUUGUAGUGUCAGAAUGUCCUCGGCUUUACAUCAAUGGAACGGUCUCUAAUACAUACUGGGAAAGAACAGAUAAAACGUCAUACAUUAGGAAAAAAGUUCGGACAGAUAUAGAAAGAGAUGCACACGAUUGUUUGCAACGAAUGACAACACGCAUAGCGAUGGAUAUAGAAACCGGGUGUUCUAGUCGGAGCGGUUCUAGAGAAGAAGACGACUUAAAAAAGGAAAGGGUAGCUAAACUUCUAGAAAAUAUAAUAGCAUUUUCAACAACGGAUAAACACACAACCCAGUUUGACCGAAGCGUGCACAUGACUAAAAAAAUGUCCAUUAGACAGCGAUAUGACAACAUUUUAAAUUCAACACUGAUAAAUCCUAGUUUUUUCAAAGGUACAAGUCAAGAUCUUAUGACCGAAAUUGUAGUAUCAACGUAUUGCUCCAUGAUCGUUAAUACAGAUGAUCGAAUCGCACUUGCAGCUUUCAAUAAAAGUUGUACGAAUGCAUCUGAAUUAACCAUGGGCUUGUCAAUAUUUAAAUUUAUGAAAUAUGACAUCGAUAAAGUAUUUGCAAGCAGAGCCCGCAAUUCUGUCGUUCAGGGUUACAGUGAACUGAUAAAUCAAGUUAUUUCAAAUCUUACCGAUAACAUGAAAAUUAAGGCUAUUACUGAGGAUGAAGUCGCUAGUGUUUGGACACUAUGCAUGGACUCAACUUUUUUCCAUUUUUCAGAAUACACCGAGUGUUCUAUUGGUCUGUACAAGUCAUUACUUGACCAUCUAUUAUCAUUAAUACUGGCUUCCUCGCCGUAUACAGAACAGAUGAAUUACAUGAUAAAUACCGUCAUAGACUACGGAGAUGCCGAUUUAAAAGAUCUGAAACUAUUCAUUGAAAUUAUAAAACUUUUCACAGUGAUUGCAUGUGCCUCUAAUUUUGUUAUUUACAUUGCAAUGAGUGCAAAACUCAGAAAUGAAAUGCGUUUAAUGAUUUUGACGUGCGUGUAUUGCAAACAAUAUAAGUGCAUUACUGAAAAAGAUCAACGAGAACAACAUUCCACAAUCCAUGACUCAAUCCCACUAUAAGUCAUUUGAAGAAUGAACGAGUUUCUAUUGUCGUAACAGUAGCCUUAGACAAGUGUUCCUUAUUUAUAUUUAACUUUCUUCUUUUUUAACUAACAAAAGAGAAACAUGUAAUUGACUGAUUUGACAGUCAACUUCCAUUGCUAUUUGACAUUCGGCUGAUUAAUUGGGUAUUCGACUUUUUUUUCUUUAUUAGACAAGACGAAUGUGUAAUAGUUGCUAAUUUGACAUUCAUUUUGUUUUCAUUUUGAUAUUUGAAAGACAAAUACAUGCAAAUAUUCCAGUCUUGUUUGCCAUUUUAUAUUCUUCCUAUACUACUAUUCUAACAUUUGAAAGACACACAAGUAAUUAUAGUUCAUUGGUUGACAUUCAUCUUUUGUUAAAAAUUUACUAAUUUGACAAUCCCUUCAAUUUUUUUCCCCUUCUCUAACAGUUUUUAAAAAGGCUAAUAAGCAAGUGUUCCUUGGUUGACAUUCAUCUUCUAUUCUUUCAUUCUUUUUGUAUAGAAAGACGAAUAAACAACAUUUGUUACUUGUUGGUCUUUCUCAUUUUACAUGUCUGGUUAAUCUACGGACUAUAUAAAUCUGGAAAAUAUUCUAGACAAUAGUUCAUUUUCCAAUUACCUACGUUUUUUUCCUAUUUUCGAUUUUUUCAAACAGAGACAAAUCCCAGGUCAAACAAACUAUUCCCCUGUCUAUACAAUCUUAUGAAAACAUUUUGUUCCUACUUAAAAAAAUCAAUUCGUAAUUACCUAUUUUUGCAACCCAUUUUUACAAUGUAAUGCAAUUUCGAAGUAAAAAUUAUUGUCAAAACCGCAAAAAACACCAUCCUCAUUCAAUAGAGUUUAUUAGACAGGGACACAGUUUGCCAUACCCAUGAGUUAUUCCCCUGCGCAAAAAAAAAAAUUGUCGGCAAUUUAAAAAUGAAUAAUUUACUACAUAUCGAGUUUGGCAUACAACAGUUCUUUAGGCUAGCUUUUUCACGUUGGUCUUUGAUCAGUUAUUGACGUUAAUACUUUGUCCAGUCAGAGGUCAAAAGUGUUUCACACUCCAAAAUUACGCUACAUAUUCAUAUGAAACAAAUUUUUAAAGUUAUUUCCUGUCCGAUUUGAAUGGAGUUUUUACAAUCAAAUACAGAAAUAUCUGCAUUUUGUAUGUGCGUUUUAUGUUCGUGGUAUUCUGAAGUUUCACCUGGUGGUACCUUAAAAGACUUUCAUGUAAGUGUGAAGUCUGACACCAUAAAACCGUAUCUAGUAUACAUGUAUUUUAUAAAUACAUCAGCCUACUAAACAAAUGAACCUAGAUAGCACAAUUACCGACCAGGAAUACGAAAAUAGUUGUUUCAUGAAUUGUUGUUGAUUAAAUGUUUUCCCGUUUUCGCCAGAUUUUUGUAUUAUAGGCCCUACUACUGACCUAUGCCGUAGCAGUUCAUUUAGUUUUUAAAUUUCAUUAUGUUUUUUAAAUAUUGUCUGUUACUAUAUAGAAGGUUUUUAUGGUCAACUGCAUAAACACCAAGAUUUUUUUAUUAGUGUACUAAAUAGGGACAGCAAUUGACGGUACCAGUUUCAUAGGUCUUUUGUGCAAAGUGGGCUACACUAUCGAUAUAAAAGAAUAAUAAAACAUAAUUUGAUUAUUGUUUUUAACUUUCCUAUUAAACCAGACAAACAAAUUGUUUAUCGGAUAAAUGGUUGACAGAGUAAAGGGGCGUAUGAUAUUUGCGCCGAUUUUAUAAAUUUUCCUUUUCAUUUGCGCCGAUUUGGUUGUUUCAUUUGCGCCGAUUCAAUAAUUUCAAGUUCCAUUUGCUCCUUUUUGCAUUUUAGUGCUGUGCUUUUUUCAUGGCCUACUUUAACAUAUAAACUAGGCAGCAGUUUCAUGGCAUAAAGAGAUUUUAUUGUCCUUUGAUAUUUUAAAGGCUGUAAAUAGAUUUUUAUAUCGUUUGAUAUUUUAUUGCUAUAGUUAUUUUAGUGGAUGUAAACAGAGUGCUUUUAACCUUAGAAUUGACUUGUUUUCCUCGAAAUCCUACUUCCACCUCCCCAUUGUGGGCAGGGGGCAACAGUUGUUUUAAUUGAUAAUUCAUAACAUAUGUAUAACUGGCUAGCGGAAGAAGUUUAUAAUGAUAAAUAAAAAUAGUUUCCACCUGUAAUUUACCUGUAAACCAAUUGGCCCAAAUGAAAGAAAUAAUCGGCGCAAGUGAAAUGCAGAUCGGCGCAUGCAAAACGCCGGAGUAAAGGGUUGUAUUGCCAAUGGGUUGUCAGAAUGGACUAUUGGACACACCCCAAUGUAGGUCAUUUUUUUACCUAUCUGCGACUCUCUCGUACUAACAAAUAAAAAGUAUAAAAGUGUAUUCAUUGCAACAGGGUAGCAGUUCGAAUUAACACAAAGUAUCAAACAACUUACCUGAUCGAGACAUAUCUAUAUUAAUGAGGACAUACGUCAUGGUACAUAGACAUGUAUACUGUUUACUUUUUUCGAACUUUGAAUCUAAAUUUAAGACGUCACAAAAUUUAAUGUGACGUCAACACUAUAUAUAGCGUCGUUCAUAUUCCCGUAAUACGAAUACCACACGUGAACGAUCGUUGAUGAUUGGUUGAUUGUGUUUUGCUAAACGUCCAGUGACAAGUACUUUAUGAUUAUUUAGGACGAGUGAACGAUCAAAGAUACCGACAAAGAAAUACAAGAUGAACUGUUUUCUUUUCAAUUUGAAAACUGCUUGGAAAUAUGUUGAAUAAUAUACUUUUUUCUAAAUAUUCGUCAGGUUGAGAGUCACUUUUGUGCAUAGAAGGUUGGCACUACAAGCUCAUCGGGGUCCUUACUGAAUUAAGAAUAAAAGGCUGGUCUAUGUAUCACAUUUUAAUUAUUAUAUAGUGUAUAUAACGUAAAUCAUAGUAGACACUCUAGUACAUUUGUUUGCUCUUCAAGUGCCAUAUUAUUGGAAUAAAUUAUUCGUUAGUUUAUGAAAAUAUUGAUUCUGACCCUCAUGCAAAGCUAUAGAUCUAGUAUAUUGUUUUGUGGAAUAAAUGGGGAAAAAAUGAGAGAAAAAAAAAACAUAGUUGGAGGUGCUAACAUAAAUAAUGUUGUCCCUGUAAAGUGGGUGACGCAUAUUCGCCGUGGACACAUUUUCGCCGUUUUUGCUAUUUUAUUCUUUAAAUUUCGUGUGCCUUUACCCAAUACUUGCCUAAAAAGAUGAUAAACGCUGUUUGUAAUGUUUGAACUGUUGAUAUACCUCUUUAUCCCAUUUCCAAUGUUAUUCGCACAUAUAAAGAAAUACGCAGGUGUUUUUGAACGAUUUUGGCAAUUAUGUAAGAUUUAUAUGGCACGCAUGCGCAGUCAUAAAGUAAAUAUCUGUUAGAAAAAUCGUAUAGGAAUGAUCUCUCAAGCUAAUUCAUGUAAUUGCAAACAAUUGUUUUUAUAAUAUACAAGGAUAAUGGGGAUGGUCAUAUCAUACAUUGCGGCGAAAAUGUGUCCACCGUGGUUCAAGAACAACUUGAUUUCCUCUUGAGUUUGCGUUCAUUUUUAAAACAUAUAACCAAUGUUUUGAAGAGAAUUCCUUUAUCAAACAUUUUUUUCAUAUAAUAAACUUUCUGAAACCUACAUAAAAAGUUUCAACUUCGAAUUUAGGUCAGAUGUAGGUGGAAAUGAACGAAUUUUGCGGCGAAUAUGCGUCACCCACUCUAUGUCCUAAUUUUUAUUAUUUUGAAUUUUACUUUCCUCUAUAAUGUCUACUUUUCAUUUUUUGUAUUGCAAAAAAAAAGAGAAACAAAUAAUAAUAAAAAAGGCAUUAUAUAGACAUUAAACAAGCUUAUUUGAUAAAUGACCCGAGCUGUGCUCGUGAGUAUCCAUUCAUAGAAGAUUCGAUUCAUUUUUUUCUUAGAAUACAAUCCACUCUACACAAAUUCUAGAAAUGAGUUAUUGAACAUAUUUAACACUUAUUUUUAAUUUCCAUAGAACGAAUUUCAUUUGGAACAUACGAUUUGGAUGUUAAACAAAACACAAUCCUUUAUAAAAUAUCCAUUGUUACAUACGCCAUACAAAAUGAUUCUUCGAUUGAUAUUGUUGUAUCUUAUGUACUCGUAUCAAGCAGUCUCAUUUCCGAACCAAACUUAUAGUUUAUGUUUAUCCAUAAUUUAUCUUUUGUAUAUAUCUUUCUAAUUGUACUUCAAUAUAUAUUUGCUGUCAUCUUCAAUUUUUGUAUUUUUUUUUAAAUUUUUGAAGUGGAUUUUUAAGUUGUUUACUUGUAUCGUUAGACAAUAAAAUAUGUUAACUAUUAAAAUAAAUUCGACUAUCAUUUAA
Messenger RNA from Mytilus californianus (California mussel), 6349 nucleotides. RefSeq lists its product as uncharacterized. The transcript has 2 exons. The record is from RefSeq and is a predicted model, not a curated record. Gene Ontology annotation, biological process: G protein-coupled receptor signaling pathway. Gene Ontology annotation, molecular function: G protein-coupled receptor activity. Lineage: Eukaryota; Metazoa; Mollusca; Bivalvia; Mytilida; Mytilidae. Bases 273 to 2063 code for a protein of 596 amino acids. Gene Ontology annotation, cellular component: membrane.